AUGUAUUUUCAUAAUUGCUUUUCUAUUUCAGAGCCCACAACGAAUAUAAUCGGCGAGCCCGACCUGUACAUAGACCGAGGCUCCACCAUCAACCUGACCUGCGUGGUGCUGUUUUCUCCGGAGCCUCCGGCUUACAUCUUUUGGAACCACAACGAUGCGAUAAUCUCGUACGACUCGCCGCGCGGCGGCGUCUCGGUCAUAACCGAGAAAGGGGAGACCACGACGUCGUUCCUACUCAUACAACAAGCGAGGCCUGCGGACUCCGGACAAUAUCAAUGCAAUCCUUCGAACGCCCAAAGCCGCAGCGUCACCGUGCACGUACUAAACGGCGCAUCGGGUUCGGUUUCCAGGGGAGUAUCCGGCGGCCAUGCAGCGAGGGGGUCAGCCUCACCGCGAGCUCUCCCCGCGUCUACGUUUGCUGCUACUCUGCACGCUCUGCCUGCUGUCGUGUUGGGCAUAGCCGCGUUAAUGGACAACGGCCCAUUUGCGCGUCUGCUGCACGCCGGCAGCGAGCAGGCAGCAACGCCGAUUUUGACGCUCACGCGCUGGUUGAGGUCAGCAGUCGUAGCCGUCAUAUGCCUAGAGGUCUGCGCCGUGCUCCGGAAUCUCCGAGGACUCAUCGUCAGCAAGUUCCUCUGCCCGAUAUUACUAAGCGUCUUCGUCGUCUUUGCAUGCUCCUCUUUUGUAGGUAAAAUUUAUAUAAUCGCGAUAUCAUGCUGGGUGGCGCAGUAUAUUAUACUGGCUUUAUGGAGGUUAAUAACACAAGUAAGUACAAAAUCAAACUUUGCGCUCUGUCCUCUGGAACUUCCAGAACCGCGGCACGAACAUUCGUUCAAAUUAUUUUCAUUUAUCACAUCUAACAAUCUAUUGAUUGCUUUGAUAAGGAGAAUUGUUUCAACGAGUUACUCAAUAUUUUCGAGAAAACCGUUAAGGCAAGCAGAAAUGAGGUGAUAAUGCAUUCGCAUAAAUUGUACGUAAUACUGUAUUUCCGAUUGUAGUCCAUUAGGUAACAAACGAAACGAGAAUGUAAGGAUGGUAUUCAAUUGGUGAUAUUUAAUAGA
Messenger RNA from Ctenocephalides felis (cat flea), 1061 nucleotides. RefSeq lists its product as uncharacterized. The record is from RefSeq and is a predicted model, not a curated record. Lineage: Eukaryota; Metazoa; Arthropoda; Insecta; Siphonaptera; Pulicidae. Gene Ontology annotation, cellular component: neuron projection membrane. Gene Ontology annotation, biological process: synapse organization. The coding region runs from base 1 to 951 and encodes 316 amino acids. The transcript is spliced from 3 exons.